CGUCCUGGGAGAUUAGAUUAUCUUUUUCUGACUUGGGAGUGAAGUAGUCAAAGCGCCCACACAGUGAUGAAGACGACGACGACCAAGAAAUUGAGGGUCCGGAAACUUAAUUAAACUUGAUGGUACCAGUCAUUGUUGGGUUUUAACAAUUCUUGGACACUGUCAUCUCUGCUUUCUUCGGGGACUGAUUGCAAAAUUAUUUGGAUCAGAUGGGUAAAACAGUUCAGGUGUACGGAUUCCCUUCUACGGUUUCUGCGGACUCAGUUAAAGGAUUUCUGGAAUUACGUACAGGCGAAGGAACUGUCAUUGCUAUUAAAAUUCGGCACAGUAAAAAGGGAGGUUCCAGAGUUUAUGCUAUUGUCCAAUUCACCACCACCAAAGAUGCUGAGCAUAUUAUUUCGCUUGCUGCCAGUCGCCUGUGGUAUGGGAAUUCAUAUCUGAAGGCUCGAUUCAUGGAUCUUGAUAUCAUACCAAAGCCAAGGACGUUUUUGCACAGUAUGGAAAACAUAAGGCUGAUAUUUGGCUGUCAGAUUUCAAAAGAAAGGUUUGCAGUUCUGUGGGAGCGGAUGAAUGUUUCUGUGAAGUUUGGGACUGGUAUGAGAAGAUUACAGUUUUUCCUGUCUUUUCGUCAGAAGCAGUACAAAUUUGAUCUUUGGUAUGAGAACAUUUGGCAGAUUGAGCUACGUUGUCCUCGAGGUCAAAAUGCAAAGCAUCUUCUAAUUCAGCUAUAUGGGGCUCCUCGGAUUUAUGAAAAAGAUAUACGCUCUUCAGGCAACAUACUUGAAGAUCCUCUUUUCAACUUUUUCAAGGAUGCCCCUGAUGACCAAUGGAUCAGGGCAACUGAUUUCACUCCGUCAUGCUCUAUUGGGCAGUCAUCUGCAUUAUGUUUGGAGCUUCCUCAUGGUAUCAAGCUUCCAAAUUUUCAGGAGAACUUUCCAUAUUACAGAAGAACUGAAGGAAAUUUUACUCUGUUUGCUGACAUUGGUUUUUCUUCUAGUCUGGAUCUUGUACCCAUUGUAAGUCCUCCUGGUGGCAUUGACUUGCCAUACACGAUCGUAUUUAUGGUUAAUAGGUUAGUUCAACAUGGGUGCCUUCCUGGGUCAAGACUUGAUACGAGUUUCUACCGGCUGGUUGAUCCACGCAGAAUAAACAUUCUCUUCAUAGAGCAUGCUCUUGAGAAACUGUUUAACUUGAAAGAAUGUAACUACGAACCCUCCAACUGGCUCUCUGAGGAGUAUAAGAAAUACCUCAGAUCCACGCGUCCUCCCAUAUCACCUGCUAUAUCGUUGGAUACUGGUUUGGUAUAUGUACGAAGGGUUCAAAUAACUCCUUGUAAAGUGUAUUUCUGUGGGCCAGAAGUCAAUGUCUCAAAUCGAGUGCUACGCAAUUACCCUAAAGAUAUUGAUAAUUUUCUUCGUAUUUCUUUUGUUGAUGAAGAACUGGAAAAAAUUUAUUCGACAGAUUUGUCCCCACGUACAUCUUCUGGAAAUGAGGAUAGGAGAACUGGGAUUUACAGAAGGAUACUUUCCACUCUUCAGAAUGGUCUGGUUAUUGGUGAUAAAAAGUUUGAAUUUCUUGCCUUUUCAUCAAGUCAAUUGCGGGAAAAUUCUGCAUGGAUGUUUGCUUCUAGAUAUGGGUUAACUGCUGCAGAUAUAAGAACUUGGAUGGGUGAUUUUCGUCAAAUAAAAAAUGUGGCUAAAUAUGCUGCAAGAUUGGGCCAAUCAUUCAGCUCAUCAACUGAAACCCUUAGUGUUGGCGGGCAUGAAAUUGAAAAAAUUCCUGACGUAGAGGUUAAAAGGGGUGGUCAUACAUAUGUCUUUUCUGAUGGAAUUGGGAAAAUGUCUGCUGAAUUUGCUAGGAAAGUGGCCAAAAAAUGCGGCCAUAAAGCUUUUGUUCCGUCCGCUCUUCAGAUUCGAUAUGGUGGAUACAAGGGUGUUGUAGCUGUUGAUCCAACAUCAUCGAAGAAACUUUCGCUGAGAAAGAGCAUGUUGAAAUAUGAAUCGACAAACACGAAACUGGAUGUUCUGGCAUAUAGCAAGUAUCAACCUUGUUUUCUGAAUCGUCAAUUGAUCACCCUUCUCUCUACUCUUGGUGUUCCGGAUGCUGUGUUUGAGAGAAAACAAAGAGAAGCUGUAGCUCAACUGGAUGCUAUCCUAACAGAUCCAUUAAGUGCAAUGGAGGCGCUGGAGUUGAUGCAUCCAGGAGAGACCACAAACAUUCUUAAGGAAAUGCUUCGAUGUGGUUAUAAGCCUGAUAGUGAGCCAUUCCUUUCCAUGAUGCUUCAAACAUUCCGAGCAUCAAAGUUGUUGGAUUUGCGGAUUAAAACAAGGAUAUUUGUUCAAAAUGGAAGAUCUAUGAUGGGUUGUCUGGAUGAAACCAGAACCUUGGAAUAUGGCCAGGUGUUUGUACAAUUUUCUGGUGCUAACCGUGGGCAGUUACACAGCGGUUCCCACAUGUCUGGUGGUAACAGACAGGAGCAGCGUUGUAUUGUUCAGCGUAAUGUGUUUGUUGCUAAAAAUCCAUGUUUGCAUCCAGGUGAUGUACGUGUUCUAAGGGCUGUGGAUGUACCACCUUUGCACCAUAUGGUUGAUUGUGUUGUUUUUCCACAGAAAGGAUCGAGACCUCACCCAAAUGAAUGUUCGGGAAGUGAUUUAGAUGGAGAUGUCUACUUUGUCUGUUGGGAUCGUGAAUUAAUUCCACCUCAGCAAAUUCCACCCAUGGAUUAUACCCCCGAACCUUGCAAGCAGUUGGAUCAUGAUGUUACGAUUGAGGAAGUAGAGGAGUAUUUCACCAACUACAUAGUCAAUGACAGCUUGGGAAUUAUUGCAAAUGCCCACACAGUCUUUGCUGAUAAAGAGCACUUGAAAGCAAUGAGUGAACCUUGUCUAGAGCUUGCACAGAAGUUUUCAAUUGCAGUUGACUUCCCAAAAACUGGUGUACCGGCAGAAAUUCCUUCUCAUCUACAUGUCAAAGAAUACCCAGAUUUCAUGGAAAAGCCUGACAAACCCACCUACGAAUCACCCAAUGUAAUUGGGAAGCUUUUCCGAGAAGUGAAAGACAUUGCACCGAAUACAAGUUCCAUCAGAUCCUUCACUCUUGAAGUGGCUAGGAAGUCUUAUGACCCUGACAUGGAAGUUGAUGGCUUUGAAGAUUACAUUGAUGAUGCUUUUUACCACAAAAGCAAUUAUGACUACGUGUUGGGAAAUCAUAUGGACUAUUAUGGGAUAAGGACUGAAGCUGAAAUACUUGGAGGCAAUAUAAUGCAAAUGUCAAAAUCUUUCACCAAGAGAAGGGAUGCAGAAGCAAUUGGUAUGGCUGUUAGGUCGUUGAGAAAAGAGGCUCGGUCCUGGUUCAAUGAGAGUGGAAGUGGCGUAGAUUCUGAUGCUGAUGAUGAUGUAUAUGCAAAAGCCUCAGCUUGGUACUAUGUCACCUAUCACCCUAGUUAUUGGGGUACCUAUAAUGAGGGAAUGGAGCGAGAUCAUUUUCUCAGCUUCGCAUGGUGUAUUUACGACAAACUGAUCCAGAUCAAGAAGCGAAAACUCGCAAGUAGAAGGGCUUCACGUCUGUCAUAUUAUGAGCAAGAUGACUUUUCGAAUGGCUUAGACGACGAGUUUAAUCAUGGACUAAGUUUGAGCUGAGAGGACAAAAGGGAAAUGCUUGAAGUUUAGGUGCUAGAGUACUACUAGAACUUUGUGUGUGUGUGUUCAUAGCUGCUCUGUUACUAUUAGAACUUUGUGUGUUGAUAGCUGAUCUGGAGGACUGAAUUUGCAUCUUGCUAUUGUGAGAGGUUUCUUGCCAUGGCAGGAUUGAUGGAUUAUAACUAUGUUAAUAGAGUUCAAUGCAGAUGAAUGGUGCUUUAAGUGAGCUACUGUAACUCUUUUUCUUACAUGCGAAUUCGUGAUCAUUGUCUU
Tripterygium wilfordii is the source of this 3911-nucleotide messenger RNA. Its product is annotated as RNA-dependent RNA polymerase 1-like. Gene Ontology annotation, molecular function: RNA binding; RNA-directed RNA polymerase activity. The record is from RefSeq and is a predicted model, not a curated record. Gene Ontology annotation, cellular component: nuclear RNA-directed RNA polymerase complex. Gene Ontology annotation, biological process: siRNA processing. The transcript has 5 exons. NCBI's taxonomy places the organism in Eukaryota, Viridiplantae, Streptophyta, Magnoliopsida, Celastrales, Celastraceae. Bases 210 to 3638 code for a protein of 1142 amino acids.